AGAGCGGCAAAACAGAGACAGCAAGAGGAGGCCGCUACCAAGUAAUCAUUUGCGCCUCGUCGUGUUCGGACGUUCAGAGAAAAGCUGCUCGUUUCUCUCCUUUUCGCCUUAGCGAUUUAGACGCGCGCGCGCCAAUAAAUUUUCAGAAAUUGAAAUUGAUUUCCAUUAAUUCGGAUUGGAAAAAAGCCGAACGAGUGUCAAAAACCGUUUCAUUUGUUGAGCGCGAAAGUUUGCCUGUGUGUGAGUGAGUUGCCUGGCGGAUGUGAGAGUGCGUGCAAAAAUGCAACAAUAAAUAUUAAACACAAAAAUAAUAAUAAUAGUAAAAUAGCUGAAGAGGAAAACAUCAACAAUGCCAAUUUAAACGAGAGCUAAGCGCUUAGACCAAACAAACCCAAAAGGAAAUAGCGCCCAUUUGGCGAACAAAAAAAAAUAGGCAUAGCGCGUAAAUUAAAGAAAAAUAUUGCAAAUUCCUGAUCCGGGCGAUAAAUAUGCAAAAUACAACAGCAACAAACAUGCAGCAAACGGCGGAUCUCGAGUUUGAUUUCCAGAUGCCGUGUCGCUAUUUCAAAAGUUCUUUUGCGCGUUCGCUUUCGCUGAACAACAACAACAACAACAAUGGGAAUGGGAACAGCAGCUCCUUGACAUUGCCCAAGAAACCGCAGACAAACGAGGCCAAACAACAACAACACAAUGAUGGACAGAACCAGGAGACAACACAAGAGGGGGGCUGCGAAUUGGAGUCUCCCUGCGCGACGCCGCCACCAGCUCUGCCGGCGCGACGUCACACGGCCAACAUGAUACACUUUGGAGCAGCAGCAGCAUCUAAUCAGUUGCUGCCACAUUCUCCACACACCCCACAGCAGCUCCAACAACAACAACCACCGCAGCAGCAAUCUGGCAGGAAUCUCAACCUCGUCUGGCCGUUGCAGCAGCCGCAUCAGCCGCAGCAGGAUUCCAGCCACAUCUUGGCCGCACCCAGCCACAGCCACCACAUCUAUGACUUGCCACAGCAAUUGCAGCAGCAACAACAUCUGCAGCACCAGCAUCAGCAGCACCAACAGCCACAACAGCACCAACUAAAUGUCGAGGCUGUCAUAUUGCAGAAUCAGGUGGAUACAUUGCAUUGGCAAUUGAAGCAGACGGAAACCAAUUGCGAGAUGUACCGUGCCGUAAUGGAGGAAGUAGCCCGGUUCUUCGAACGCUACCAGCAGCAACAGCAACUCCAGGCCACCCACCGCAACGGCGAGCAAAUCUCCCGCUCCAAGAGCCUCCACCAUGUCCACGGCGUGGGAAACAGCUCGCUGCAAAGCGAUUCCCGAGACGAUGAUGCCGCGAGUGCCGGAUCCGCCUCGUAUCUUCGAGCCCGGAGCAGCACUAAUCUGAUGUUGAAUAAAUCAAUGCAUGCCAUGAACGAAGAGCAUAAUUAUGAGACUAUAGCGCCGGCUGGGAGCUAUAAUGCAUUUAAGGAUUUCACAUGGCGCCGCUCACCCAAGAAAUCCGGAGGCAGCGGAGGCUGCAAGGCGCGACUCUCCACCCCAGAGGCUGCCGAGGAGAAGCUCAACCAGGAGGCCUUCCGCCUGGCUCGCACCAUCCGGAAUCUGCUGCACACCUCGCAACAGCAGCCGGAUCUGACCCAGCCCCGGCACUCCAUUGCCUCACUGCCGGGUGGCAACCACCGACUGUGCAAGGGCAAGACCAGUUCGGUGAUGACCCUGUGCACCCCACCACUGCACAACUCCACCAGCAUCAUGAACGCCACCCUGGAGGCCUCCUCGCCGGCCGCGAAAUCGAACGCAGAGCUCAUCUUCCUGCGAGCCAACAACAUGCGGGACUCGAGGCUCUCGCUGCGCAGCUCCACCGACAGCUCCGUGCAUUCCACCAUCUCCUCGACGGCCUCCUCCUCCUCCAAGGUGGAGACCGACGAGGAGACCCACAGCAGCAGCACCAGCAGCGGCAACAGCAACAGCAACACCACCACCACCGCCAACAACAUAGCCAUUAGCAGCAAAAAACCCACCAGCAGCAGCAAGCAGAGCGGCUCCAGCACCGAGGACGAGAGUGGCUUCAGUUCCAUCAGCUCCUUCCACGACGUGGGCCUGCCCCUGAGCUCCACCCUGAUGAACGGCAGCCAGCGGCGUCUCUCCAUGUCGCCGGACAGUCGCAACUCCACGCUGAAGUCGGCCCUCAACGGAGUGGGGCUGCCCACCACCCUCCAAUCCCAGACCCAGAGUCAGGUUCAGGCUCAGAUUUCCCCCAGCCAGUCGCCCUCGAAGACGUACCGGAACGCAAAUCGCUACCAGCGCUUCUCCACCUUGUCCAACGAAGACGCAGCCGCCGUAUUGUGGGUCUAGGCUCUAGAGAUAUUAAGAAUAUAUAUAGGAUCUGUUUUGGAGGAAUCCUUGCUCAAUCUUUGCAUUGGAAGUUUAGUUUUGAAACGGACCUGCCCUGCCUUUAUUUUAGUUUCUCGUAAGCUGCCCCCGAAUAGCAUUUUAGUUUGUUUUUCUCUAGUGCCUCCGCUUAGAAUUUAGUUAAUAACUCUUUUGAACUUGUAUGUUAUCGAUUAGUGUUUUUAAGUACCAACCACGCAUUUCUAUGUUAACAAUAUGUACAUUUAAAGGACCUAAGUUACCAGUAUUUAUGAAUAAAAAUUAAUUUAUGAUGACA
Molecule: messenger RNA, 2664 nt
Organism: Drosophila bipectinata
Lineage: Eukaryota; Metazoa; Arthropoda; Insecta; Diptera; Drosophilidae
Product: homeobox protein 13
Source: RefSeq, a predicted model, not a curated record